AUGUGGGAGAAAGUUGGGCAGAGACAACGGGAAUGGAUUCUACAGACGCCCGAAGAGAUGGAAGGUGGCCAUUACAUCAUGGACAACCCUUAUAUUUUGAAGGAAAUGAAGCCAGUUCUCACAUUAGCAAGUGCAUUUCUUGCUGAAAUGCAUACUUUACCAUUUUUGGAUGCAAUGCUCUUAGGACCUCGAAUACUGGUAGAUCAACGCACUUCAACAACUAGGUUUCCGGAAGGAGUUUAUACAUUCUGGCGCAGAGAUCAAGAAACUAGGACGGCAAAUGGUUCUGAAGAAUGUGAAAAAGCUUUUACUAAAUGUUUAAAAGCGUUACAAAAAAGAAUGAUGUGGGGGUUUGCCUCGGGUAUCCGUAUGCCAUGGGAUGACGCUCCUCAACAGAGUAAUUGUCUUGGUGUGACUCACUUAGGUUGGGAUAGUGAUGACAGAUCAGUCAUCUGGAUAUUCUUGGACAUGAAGCUCUGUGAUAUACUAUUGAGGAACGAUUUGACCUCUGCAGAGAAAGCUGGUGCCCAAUAUUACUUAGCAAUUGUCAUGAUUCACGAGUUAACACAUGCGAUUGGUUUUGACUUUCUCGACGACCCGAAUAUCAAGAUGCGCGGCGAUGGGUACGAACCAUAUUUCGAGGAUUCACCUCAGUCCGAAUUGGGGUAUGAAAUGGAAAAUAGCGUUUUUGGUGGUAUCAUCGAACCAGUCUUCAAGGCACCUGCAGCUCCACUUGCAUAUAGGAUGUGUUCCAGUUAUCCCUCUUGGUGUCACAUAAGCCAGCGAACCCCGACAACAAUUGUUAGAGAUGCGGCUGCGGACUAUAAUGAUGUGUCAUAUCUUUACUUUAUCCCGAUUCAAACUUUAGAGGAUCUGAGAAAACUGGGCUUUUGGAAUACUGUUAUUCGGCGGUUUGGCUUCUCCGCAAUUCAUGCUCGGUCAAUAAAACAUGGGUGGGGAUCGCUAACCAUGUCGCUAUGGGAAAACAAAGAUGAAUACGGUGUUCCUGAAAAUGAUAUAAUGGCAAGUGCAUCAAAAGAAGAAGAGUUCUAUGAAUUCACUCAAGAGCAAGAAAAAAAGCUCUCCGCGAUACGUGAAGCUUGCAUCGAACUGCAAAAACCAUCGAUUGCUGCUGAUUCAGGACAACGUGGUGAGAUAGCUUUACUGCUUAUCCCAAAGCUCAAGCAAGCAGUAGUAGCCCACAAGGAAAGUUUCGUUCUCCUAGAAGACUCGGAAGCAUUUAGGCAUGGAAAAUUUCGAGAUCGCCGCGCCACACUUUUUCGUUGGAAUGUCGGUACUCGUAGAUUGCUCAAUGAUAUAAUUACCGGAGUGGACGAAACACCAAAUAAAGAUGAGAAUCUAAUCGCAACUCUUGAACAACUCGCCGGGUUCCUUGCCCAGCUCGAAGAUGUGCGGUUGAAAAUCUUCCCCCCAUUACCUACUUGGACAAUUGGACAUGAAUUUAAGCCAGAGGGAAUCGCAGAAUUGAAACUAUGGCCCGAGGAUUUCUUUGCAGGAGAACUGGCAGAAUUGGAUUUCAUGUAUCAUCUCUACAAUGCAGCGUUGGAGCCCAACUUGAAUGGAUGCCGUGCUUUGGCAGCAAAUAGGAUGAUGAAUAAUCAGGGUUCGUCGUCGAUAUCGUUUUAUUGUCGCUUUGUGUGCAUGACUCUGGCGGUGGUGUGUAGUGAUGAGUGGAUGGAGAAGGAUUGGGAAGAGAGGAAUCGAGUGGUGGAGGAGAAGUUGCUGUGGUUGAGAAUUAUGAUGGAGAGGUGUACGGUGUUGUGGGGGAGUACUUUUCAGGGGUGGAUACAGUGGCUUGAGUGGAGGAGGAUGAAGGGGGAGAUGAGAAGGCGGUGGAGAGGCGGCGAGGAUAAUCAGGGUGAACUCCGAGAGGGAGAGGAGGAGGAGGAGGGAAAGGUUCUAGGGGGUCGUGGGGAGGGUGGAAGGGAGCGUGGGCGUGUGGGCAGGCGGGCGGGUGAAUUUUGUUACACGGGGGCUUGUAUGGUGGUUCUGAACAAUUGUGGGAUUGAGAAAUGA
This is a messenger RNA of Botrytis sinoallii, 2037 nucleotides long. RefSeq lists its product as uncharacterized. The transcript is spliced from 5 exons. The coding region runs from base 1 to 2037 and encodes 678 amino acids. The record is from RefSeq and is a predicted model, not a curated record. Lineage: Eukaryota; Fungi; Ascomycota; Leotiomycetes; Helotiales; Sclerotiniaceae.